Aspergillus tanneri is the source of this 1557-nucleotide messenger RNA. RefSeq names its product ribosome-binding protein NMD3 (gene NMD3). Gene Ontology annotation, biological process: ribosomal large subunit export from nucleus. Gene Ontology annotation, molecular function: ribosomal large subunit binding. The record is from RefSeq and is a predicted model, not a curated record. NCBI's taxonomy places the organism in Eukaryota, Fungi, Ascomycota, Eurotiomycetes, Eurotiales, Aspergillaceae. The transcript has 3 exons. The coding region runs from base 1 to 1557 and encodes 518 amino acids. Gene Ontology annotation, cellular component: nucleus; cytoplasm.
AUGUCGAUGGAUCUGGAUGCGCCGGUGCCUUUCGCACCUGCACAGCAGGAGCAGGUCGCCCCGACGAUUCUAUGUUGCAACUGUGGCGCCCCUAUCGAUGGGAUGACGUCUGCAGGUGCACUGUGCCAGGACUGUGUCAAGCUCACGGUCGAUAUUUCCCAAGGAAUUCAAAGAGAAGGCGUGCUUCACUGCUGUAGGGACUGUGAGCGAUGGUUACAGCCCCCAAGUAGCUGGCUCAGUGCGGCAUUGGAAUCAAAAGAACUGCUAGCACUCUGUCUGCGCAAACUCCGUGGGUUGGCAAAGGUCCGCAUCAUCGAUGCCGGGUUCAUCUGGACCGAGCCGCAUUCGAGACGUGUGAAGGUCAAAAUCACAAUUCAGCAAGAGGCGUUUGAGGGUACUAUUGUCCAACAGACAUUUGAGGUGGAGUUUGUUGUCGCCAGCCAGCAGUGUCCCGAUUGCUCUCGCUCUUACACACAUCAUGCUACGCGCUGCACACUGCAGGUACGACAAAAAGUGCCCCACAAACGGACAUUCCUACAUCUCGAGCAGGUGAUCCUUGCAAACAACGCGCACCGGGAUACGGUGAAUAUCAAGGAAGCAAACGAGGGUCUAGACUUUUUCUUCGCUGAACGGAAUCAGUGUGAGAAAAUGGUCGACUUCUUAUCAUCUAUCGCUCCAGUUAAAGUAAAGAAGUCGCAGCAGCUGAUCUCACACGAUGUUCACACCAGCGCAAAAAGCUACAAGUUCACAUUUUCUAUGGAGUUGAUACCAAUUUGCAAGGAUGACCUAGUUGCGCUCCCAAUCAAGCUGGCUCGGUCUCUGGGCAACAUCUCGCCAUUAACUCUUUGCUACCGUGUCGGUACCACUGUCAACCUCAUUGAUCCUAGCACCCUUCAAACCGCCGACGUUCCUACCGGGACAUACUGGAGGUCGCCCUUCACCAACCUGGCCGAUAUUACCGAACUGGUGGAAUUCAUUGUUAUGGAUAUUGAGCCGAUGGGCCGGUCAAACGGACGAUACCACCUUGCCGAGGCAACUGUUGCCCGCGCAUCAGACCUGGGCUCGAACGAUCAGACGUACUUUACCCGGACUCACUUAGGGGGUAUUCUCCAUGUUGGCGACUCCGUACUCGGGUACCAUUUGACCAAGACCAAUUUCAAUAACUCCAACUUUGAAGCCCUCGAGGCCAGCAGCCAGUAUAGCUCCACAAUCCCAGACGUCGUUCUUGUCAAGAAACACUAUGCGCGCAAGAAGAAGAACAAGACACGUAACUGGCGUCUCAAGCGCAUGGCUCGCGAGUAUGAAGAGGAGGCGCAGCAGGGCCGCAAGCAAGACCAGGAGCGUGAUCGCCUCGAAGCCGACUUUGAAAUGUUCCUCCGGGAUGUGGAAGAAGACCAAGAGCUACGGAGCACUCUUCAGCUUUACAAAGCCAACAACAAUCGUCAAAAUGCCGGUGGUAAUAUGGAGAUGGAGGAAGACAGUGACGAUGAAGUACCCAAGAUCAGCAUGGACGAGCUGCUUGACGACUUUGAUGAUCUGAACAUGGAGGACAAAUGA